AUGGACAGCACAGUUCGUAUCCCAGGACAAGACAAGAUUACCCAAAUGGUCGCUCCUGCCCUUACCUUGCAGUCGGCAUCGACCGUCAAGCGAGAAAGCCACGACUUGUCUGCUCAAGCUGCGCCACCCAGCAAGCCCGCCACGAAACCCAAGAGCCGCAAGAGAGUCAACACUGCCGAGAAGCGAGCCAGUCACAAUGCGGUCGAAAGGCAAAGGCGGGAAAUGCUCAACGGCAGGUUUCUGGACCUCGCCCGCCUGCUGCCCUCUCUUGCCAAGAUCCGACGUCCAUCUAAAUCGGCCAUCGUCAACGGCUCGAUCGACCACCUGAGUCUGCAACGUACACACCGAUUGUCGGCGGCCCGCGAACUGCGUCGCAUGUUCGCCGAAAAGCAGGACAUGUUGACGGAACUCAACGAAUGGCGAAGCCGGAACGGCAUGUCGCCCCGGGAGACUACCGGCUGGACAAGAGACCUGGAAGAGUUGCUCUCGGUCGAAUCCGAAAUCUUUGGUGAAUUCACCGGCAUGGGGAACGGAGACGGCGAUGGCGAAGGCGAGGGCGACGUUGAUGCCGACAUCGAAGCCGAACCUCAGGAAUACAACGCAAACCAGUCCAUCGAGGUGUCCGAGAUCGAGCCUCCCAUGGCUGCGCUUCGAUCUGGAUCUUUUGCUGACGCGAUCAGCAUCGACGGAUCUGCUUUGCGUAGAGACUCGCUGCACCGCUCCGCCGACACCUACGCCUCGUCGUCGUUGCAGUCGUCGCUCAUGGGUGCCGAAUCGUUUGGUCAGCCGAGGUUCGCCAUGCCUUCUCGACAAAAGUCGUUUGCACCCACCGAGCUGUCCAGCGUCUUGUCGGGAUCGCCUCCCCAGUUGACACAGGCGUUUGGAAAUGGCUCGCCCAUCGAUUCUACGCAGCAUUUGGCGCUGCAAGCCUUCUUGUCGGGUGGCGACGCUUUCGCUCGUGGGCCGUCCCUCGAGUCGCCGGGCGGGCUGUCGGGUGAUUGCAUCACUCCCCCGUCCCACGACGUUCACAUCGACGUCAACACUUUCGCGCCGCCUUCGCCCCCGACCGCGGCCACGAGCUUUGCCCACGCGAACGCUGAUCAAGACAAGGUGUCGCAGUGGGCCGCUCAGCAGGUCAUGUUGCAGUACGUCCAAGAUGGUCAACACCUAGGCAACGGGCGAACCGGCAAGAACGCCUCGUCGAUGGACGUCGAGUUUACGAACCCGUUCCCGACUUACAAUCCGGCAUCGAGGCUGGACGCCGCACAUCAGGCGCUCUUGACGCAUCAGCCUCAGUUGGCCGCCGCGGCCUUCCCACCCCCUUAUGCCGACACGUUGUUUGGCAGCAGCGGCGGGCACUCGAACGAGUCGUCUAGCACUCACGGCGAUCGUUUCGGUCCGACCGCGGCUUCGCUCGCUAGCAACUCGCAGCUUCAUCACUUUUUCGCCGCCAACUCGGCCGCCAUGGCUUCGCUCAACCCGUCGCUCGAUGGCAUGACGUAUAGUCAGAUCGAGCAGUGGUCGAGAUUCGGUCAGAUCACGUCGCGCUCGCCUCUACAGCAGGGUGGUGGUGGCGGUCAGCCUGAGAAUCUGGACGAGUUCAGACAGGCCAUCCGCGCUGGAAUCAACAUGGGCAUGGCUGCUGGCAUGGUGCGAAGUAGUUGA
Molecule: messenger RNA, 1665 nt
Organism: Filobasidium floriforme
Lineage: Eukaryota; Fungi; Basidiomycota; Tremellomycetes; Filobasidiales; Filobasidiaceae
Exons: 2
Coding region: 1-1665 (554 amino acids)
Biological process (GO): positive regulation of transcription by RNA polymerase II
Cellular component (GO): RNA polymerase II transcription regulator complex
Molecular function (GO): protein dimerization activity; DNA-binding transcription factor activity
Source: RefSeq, a predicted model, not a curated record